Messenger RNA from Pyricularia grisea, 2837 nucleotides. RefSeq lists its product as uncharacterized. The coding region runs from base 212 to 2422 and encodes 736 amino acids. Gene Ontology annotation, biological process: trehalose catabolic process. The record is from RefSeq and is a predicted model, not a curated record. The transcript has 6 exons. Gene Ontology annotation, cellular component: cytoplasm. Gene Ontology annotation, molecular function: calcium ion binding; alpha,alpha-trehalase activity. NCBI's taxonomy places the organism in Eukaryota, Fungi, Ascomycota, Sordariomycetes, Magnaporthales, Pyriculariaceae.
CUAAAAACUACGAGGAUCUCAACACUGCAACUGAGUUGAACUUCCAAUUAAACCACCACCUGCUCUCGAUACAGUUACUGGCAACAAACCACAAGAUUGCCAUCGCCAACUGCGCUUGACCUUCCCCGUCACCGACUCGUCAGCACCUGUUCCCAUUAGAACCAGAAACCUCAACCCCAAAGCUCUACCUACCGAAUCGAAAUCAUUCAUCAUGAGUGAAGUUCCUCAGGCCCGUCGGGUAGGGUCUGUGGACGACCACAGCGUCUACGACGAUGCAAAGACGUACUAUACAUCCGAGGAGCGGCACAACAACUCGAGGAGCGGUCCUAGGCAGAGGACCUACUCGCAGAACAGCUUGCUUGGUCAGAUGGAGCGAUUGGGUCUGAAGGAACCAUUCCGGAGAGGCAGCCAUGACGAGUCCAACCACAACAGACGUUUCCUCAUCCAGGUUGACCCCACUCUUGAAAGCCUGAAAUCCCAAGAGGAUACCGAUGGAAAUAUGCAAAUUACCAUCGAGGACAAUGGGCCCAAGGUUCUCACUCUUCGCACUGCAGGGUCCAACGGCCACAAUAGAUUCGACAUUCGGGGUACUUACAUGCUUUCGAACCUCCUCCAAGAGUUGACACUGGCGCAAGAAUAUGGACGCAAACAAGUCAUCCUUGAUGAGGCACGCCUCAACGAAAACCCUGUCAAUCGUCUGUCCAGAUUGAUUCGGGACCACUUUUGGGAUGCCCUCACCCGUCGCAUUGAUGCAUCCAGUAUCGAGGUAGCUGCCAAGGACCCCAAAGACUGGACUGACGACCCUCGGCCGCGCAUCUACGUGCCGAAGGGUGCCCCUGAGCAGCUUGAAUACUACAAGAAGUUGGCUGCGGAUAAGCCCGACAUACGAUUGGAUGUCGUUGAGCUUCCCGAGACUAUUACUCCCGAGUAUGUCGUCGGUAUCAACAAAGCCCCGGGUCUUCUUGCCGUGGAUAUGGAAGAGACUGUGGACCCCAAGACUGGCGAGAGGGUCAUGAGCGGUCGUCCAUUCGUCGUCCCUGGCGGCCGUUUCAACGAGCUGUACGGCUGGGACAGCUACAUGGAGUCUCUCGGUCUCCUUGUUAACGACAAGGUGUACCUGGCCAAGUCUAUGGUUUUGAACUUCUGCUUCUGUAUCAAGCACUAUGGAAAAAUCCUGAACGCCACUAGGUCUUACUAUUUGUGCCGAUCCCAGCCGCCAUUCCUCACUGACAUGGCUCUGCGCGUCUACGACAAGAUUCGACACGAGCCUGACGCAACCGAGUUUCUUCGGACCGCCAUCCUUGCUGCGAUCAAGGAGUACCACAGUGUCUGGGUGGCUGAGCCCCGUCUGGACCCAGUGACUGGGCUCUCACGAUACAGGCCUGAGGGAACCGGUGUGCCGCCGGAGACCGAGGCUGAUCACUUCUUGCACAUCUUGGAGCCUUACUACAAGAAGCACAACAUGACCUUCAAGGAGUUUGUCGAAGCGUACAACUUUGGGCACAUCAAGGAACCGGAGCUGGACAAGUACUUCCUGCACGACCGAGCCGUGCGAGAGUCUGGCCACGACACUUCAUACCGUCUAGAGGGUGUAUGUGCAGACCUGGCGACCGUCGACCUCAACACCUUGCUGUUCAAGUAUGAAACAGACAUUGCUCGUACCAUUCGCAACGUGUUUGGAGACAAGCUCGUCAUCCCAGCCGAGUACUGCGUCGGCUCCCUCCAGCCAGGUCAGGUUGAAACGUCGGCAAUUUGGGACCGGCGAUCCAAGCGGAGAAAGCUCGCCAUUGACAAGUAUCUGUGGAACGAGGAGGCGGGUAUGUACUUCGACUAUAACACUGCUAAGCGCGAACAGUGCAACUACGAGAGCUGCACGACCUUUUGGGCGCUGUGGGCGGGUGUUGCAAGCCCCAAGCAAGCGGCUAUUAUGGUCACGCGGGCACUGCCCAAGUUCGAGGCGUACGGAGGUUUGCUUUCAGGCACAGAGGAGUCAAGGGGCCAGAUAGGACUGGAUCGCCCCAACCGUCAAUGGGACUACCCAUAUGGCUGGGCGCCACAGCAGAUGCUUGCAUGGACGGGCCUGUAUCGCUACAGUUUCACCGAGGAGGCUGAAAGGCUAGCAUACAAGUGGCUUUUCAUGAUCACCAAGGCCUUCAGCGACUUCAACGGUGUCGUGGUAGAGAAGUAUGACGUAACACGCCCUGUGGACCCGCACCGCGUCGAUGCGGAGUAUGGAAACCAGGGUCUUGGGUUCAAGGGAGUUGCGAAGGAAGGAUUUGGCUGGGUCAACGCCAGUUACAUCUACGGACUUCAGAUCAUCAAUGCCCACAUGCGUCGUGCGCUGGGAACCCUCACCCCUUACGACACCUUCAUCAAGGCACUCGAGGAUAACCGUAACCGAGCUCUGUCAGAGAUGGUCUGAGUUAAGCUUGAAAGACAAGAUUCCAAGACGCUCAAGUAAGAGAUAUGACGCCACAGGAUAUCGUCCUACAUAACGUAGCGUGCUCGCCUCUUACCUCGUGCCGCGGCGUGUUGCAGGCGUAACAACUACCUCCCAAGAUCAGCAGGACGAGAAAGGUUAUGUCCGUAUUGGUCUCUCCAGUCUCGUUCCUGGACCAGCAUUUCUUAACUUGCAUAAGUUCUUAUGGUAGUGGUUACUUGCAUUUAUAGAGGCUAUAGUAGUGACAGGAGAGGAAACGGGUGGUUUGUGUGUAGAUUCACUACCCCACAGGGCCCAACUUUGAUAAACAGGUUAAUAGAAGGUUUCUUUGUCCGAGAAAAGUAAGCAUGUUUGCUGCAUUGCCGAUCAUGGUCCAAAUAACGCUAUGGUAGGGUUG